CAUAAAUCAAUUGCUCACUCAGCAUCCAUCUCGAAAAUGUCAUGUGAGCCGUGACAAGACGUUGGUACGGUACUCAUAUUUGCAAAAAAAAAAAAAAAAAAAAAGAGUGCCAAGGGAGGCAAGGACUCGACUGACACAUCUUCCGCAGGUCCUACGCGUAACCUGACAAUAAUAUGCAGCAGAUUUGAAUCUGUCGAGACUUGCAUUACACGUGCCUGGCUGGAGCUGCAUAUCGGUCGGCGUUUAUUUUAUUUUAUUUUAUUUAUUUAUUUGUUUUUAUUAUUUUUCCCUGCCAUAAGUACCUGCGAUUGACUUGUUGGUUCAGUUUGUGCGGCGUUUCUGCACCUGGCUUAAGGCUGAGCUAAAGUGUUGGUUGAUUUCUUCAACCGCUAGAUCCCACAUUCGAUUCGACAAAUUUCUUGAUAUGCCGGUACUGUAGUACUAGCAGCACUACCAAACAGCACUUGUUUUACUGUCCAAUAGACUGCAACAGAGCCAACCGUCGACAGCAAACCAAGAUGUUGGGCACGUCCCUUAGCGAACUGAUCUUCAUCCGCAUAAGCGUCUUUUUGCUGCGAUUCUCGAUUCCUUGCUCCUUCACCCUCUUGAUCAUCACAUACGCCUUUACUGGCGUUUCGCCUUUGGGGAUAUGGGGAUCUUCCACUUCCACUGGGAACACGGCGACUGCCUUGACUUCGCCCAGUCUCUCGCUUAGAGUGCUGGUUGGGUUUCUGUCUGCAGUCUUCGUCGCGGACUCCAUUUUUUUCCUUGUAGUCUAUCGCCCAUUCGAGGCUCGUGCCACGGGCUUCAAGCCCAACUACCCCCAUCCUCCGCUUUCGCCGGCGGAUCGGUCUGUCAUCUUUCAUAAGUGUCUGGAUAACGUUCCGGACCCGGUGCACUACAUUCGCCGCUGGUUCCUCGGUGCAGAUUUGGCCGAAAUCCGCCGCGACAACGUGCGGGACUUUGUUGCCUGGGCCUUCUUCGACAGAGAUAUCAACGAUGCUACGCGCGGACGGCUGUCAGCCCAGGAGGAAGCAGAGAUGGAAGGAUAUCUGGACGAAAUCAAUCGACGAUUGAUCCUCGCCUCGCAGGAAUACGGUGGGGACGAAGAUGGCGCUGCUGGUCUACGACCUGGGCGAGGCACGGCCAAGUCGAUGCGUCCCACGAUCGACAAGGUGCCAAUGUGUUUCCGCAGCAUUAUAUGGUAUAUUAUCGUCAUGUUUGUCGACAUGUUUACCCACUUCAUGCUUCUUUGGAAGGGCUUCACAUACUUUUCCACGCCCAUCACGACGAACUUAACCAUCUUUCCGCCGCGGCCACAGCUCUUGAUGCCUCCUGGGCUUGUUCACCGUCAGCCUUCCCCUGCUGCUGGAACUGCCUACUGGUAUCGACCUCAUACAUCGCGGAGUGCGCGACCAGUGGUCUUUGUCCAUGGAGUUGGGAUAGGGCUGCUGCCGUAUCUCAAUUUCCUCUCGGAGGUGUCAGAUGGUAUACCUGGCGAGAAGGAUGGUGACGGCCAGGUAGGGGUCAUAGCCAUUGAAAUACUUCCUGUGUGCAUGCGGCUCGCCGGCCAACCCAUGGAUAAGGAGCAUUUCCUGGCCCAAGUCGUUGCCAUUCUGGACCGCCAUGGCUGGCUGGACGAUGACUUCACACUUGUGUCCCACUCGUACGGCUCUGUUCUGACAACGCAAAUAUUGCACUCGCCGAUACUCGGGCCUCGGAUCGACGGAAUAGUAUUGAUCGAUCCGGUCAGCUUGUUGUUACACCUGCCGGACGUGGCUUACAAUUUCACUCGGAGGACUCCCCGGCGAGCUAACGAAGUUCAGCUUUGGUUUGCCGCCUCCAUGGACCCUGGAACUGCUCUGGUGCUUGGCAGACAUUUCUUUUGGCAGCAAAAUAUUGUUUGGAAAGAACAACUUCUGCAAAGAUUCCCAGAUAAGCCUGAUCAGAAGAAGCGGAUGGAAUCGGACAAAAGUCCGCUUCACAAGAACAACGUCGAAUACGGGGAUUCAAAUCCGGCCCUGCCUUGCAACGGGGAUCAUGCGCCUACCAGACGCAAGGUCGCUGUGGCACUGGCAGGCUGGGAUAUCAUUACUGAUACGAGGCACGUAGUGGAAUACCUCUUUUGCGAGGGCGAGCUCGCAAAGUCCACAGAACGUCACCAGGAUGAUGUCGACAAGUUGAUGAGUGGAUCCGUCGUGGGUGGCAGCAGUGGGUUCACACACUCGGGCAUCGAGGUUCUCUACUUUCACACGUCUGACCACGCUGAUUGUUUUGAUAGAGUGGCGGAGCGGUAUCGAGUCGUGAGGACUGUAAGAAGGUGCAGUAGAAGGUAGCCAGUCCGUAAUUGCACAGACAAGCUUGUCAAACCCAUGUCCUAUCUUUGCGAUUGGCUCUUGGGAAGUAUACUUGAUAUGCCUGCCGCCAGUCAUGCUGCAGCCUCGGCUCCACCCCAGCCGGUCAGGGGCACUACUAUCGGGGCAGAUCCGCCCUGUAUCACGACCCAUACGACUUGUUCGUCCGUCUUGUUGAUCAGUUGAUGCUCCGUCCAAGCUGGAAUGAAUGCAAAGUCACCGGGCUCCAGCUCCUGCUGCCUUGGUGGUUGCUCCUCGUCGUCACUGUAGUUCUCGGGAGGGCUUGUGGCGAGUAUGCCUUUACCCGAAGCUGCAUAGAUGAUGGUAUCUUGGAUAAAACAAAAUAAUCAGCUCAUGUUAGUUGAAACAAGACUGAUUUUUCUUUUCGUCCGAAAAAAAGAAGGGAACGCAAACAGGUAGGCCGGGCGGGUAUCAGGAAGGUGGGCAGGAAAAUAUGCAGGGAAGUACGCAGGGCAGGUGCCCGGAGGACAUGUAAGGCAAAAGGGACGAAAAAUUCGAAUAGUUGCCCCUAUCUUACCAUGUUCGCUGUUAUGAUGCACAGCGGAAUCGGAAUGUGGCCCUGCAAACAUGACUAUUUCGAGACGUCAGCAUCAAA
Messenger RNA from Pyricularia oryzae 70-15, 2970 nucleotides. RefSeq lists its product as uncharacterized. NCBI's taxonomy places the organism in Eukaryota, Fungi, Ascomycota, Sordariomycetes, Magnaporthales, Pyriculariaceae. Bases 519 to 2336 code for a protein of 605 amino acids. The transcript is spliced from 2 exons. The record is from RefSeq and is a predicted model, not a curated record.